This is a messenger RNA of Paralichthys olivaceus (Japanese flounder), 3228 nucleotides long. It is a transcript of the gene tmeff1b, whose product is annotated as transmembrane protein with EGF-like and two follistatin-like domains 1b. The record is from RefSeq and is a predicted model, not a curated record. Gene Ontology annotation, molecular function: protein binding. NCBI's taxonomy places the organism in Eukaryota, Metazoa, Chordata, Actinopteri, Pleuronectiformes, Paralichthyidae. Gene Ontology annotation, cellular component: plasma membrane.
GUGCGCGGCGCUCCGCUGGUUCUGCCUGUCGGUUUGAGAGUGAGGCAGCGGGGGAUGGAGGCAGAGUCCGGGCAGUGAGCAGACGGUGGGGGUCGCUGUGUGAAGACCCAGGCCCUGCUGGGCUUUGUUGUCCCUUCGUGGCGGAGCCUCCUCCGGCUGCCCUCGUACUAUUUUCAGCCUUUCUGCUUCGGAGAAGAAUCAUGGAGAAAAUCAGGAUCUGAGACUUUUUAUUAUUUUUCUGCGGGGUUUCUGAACCAGGAUCCAUCGAAGGAGAAAUCUUUUUCAUCAGUUGUCUCUUCACCUCUAUUAAUCUCUCACCUCUCAGUCUCUACCUACCCCUCCUCCGUCCAUCAUGGCACCAGCUCUCUGCUCCUCCUGGUUCAUCAGCCUGCUGCUGCUUCUAGUUCUCCCCGGCGUCCGGAGCUCGUUCCCCCGCAGUGGACUGAGCAGCAGUGCGGAAUGCGGCCCCGGGAAGGCCACCGACUGUCCAGAUGUGUCCGAAAAGAAGAGCGACCUGCGUGUGUGUGACGCCGGGACGUGUCGCUUCGGAGGAACCUGCCGUGAGAACGGAGCUGACAUCAAAUGUGUCUGUCAGUUCCAUUGUCAUAAGAAGUAUGUCCCUGUGUGUGGGUCCAAUGGAGACACGUACCAAAAUGAGUGUUUUCUGAGGAGAGCCGCCUGCAAGAAGCAGAGACCCAUUACCAUCGUGUCAGAGGGACCCUGCUACCAUGACGGUGGUUCAGGAUCUGGAGACGGAGAUGACGAGGGCUCAGGUCGCGGUAAAAAGGCCUCGAAAUGUGGAAUCUGCAAGUUUGGAGCUGAAUGUGAUGAAGACUCUGAGGAUACACUCUGCAUGUGUAACAUAGUGUGUAAUGGCCACAACGACAACCCAGUGUGUGGCAGCGAUGGCGUCACCUAUGACACGCCCUGCCACGUCCGAGAGGCGUCCUGCCUCAAACAGCUGAAGAUCGACAUCAAACACGUGGGACGUUGCCAAGACAAAAACAGGAAGGAUGACGGCGUCAAGACCAAACCAGACAUCUACAGUGUGUCCAAGCCUGGUGAGGGGGAGGGGUUUGUGGACAGUGUGAGUCCGUGUUCUGACGACUACGCUCAGUUCUGCGAACACGGACAAUGUGAGAUGAGACACAACCUGGCAACCUGCAGGUGUGAGGCAGCAUAUGGUGGUCCUCAGUGUGAUCAGCUGCUGGACUUUAACAUCCUGUACGUGGUGCCCAGCGGUCAGAAACUACACUACGUCCUUAUCGCCGCCAUCAUCGGGGCUGUUCAGAUUGCAGUCAUCGUUGCUGUGGUCAUGUGCUUCACCAGGAGGUGUAACAAGACGAAACGUGGGCGGAGACAGAAGCAGCACCUCGGUCACUUCCCGUCAGGAACGUCCUCCAGGAUGAUGUAGCUGCUCGUGUUUUUGUGAAAAAGUUUUUCGUAACACAAAGACAGACUGUGUUUUUGAUAUCUCAACUUUUUGGUGCCUCAUUUUUCCUUUUUUUUUUUCAGAGAUAAUUUCUGACUUUCUUCAGGGGCCUUAUUUUGAAAUGUUCCUCCAUGUUUGAUUUCUUUUGUCUGACUCUUAAGUUUUUUCAUCAGUCAGAGCAGAGACGUACAGUUUGAUUGGUGUUGGCCGUGAUGCUGGCGUCCUCUCAAACUCUGAAUCACUGUGGAUCCUGUGACAGGAAACUUAAUUUAUCUGAUUGUACCGUCCACUUUCUACCUGGAAAAAUUAAUUCUCUUUGUUAUCACCCUGUGGGAUGCAGUGCUUUUGUUUAGAUUUAUUUUUGAAGGUAGAAUAGAAAAUAAUUUCAACCUUGUUUACAUGGUGCAUACGUUAGGAUUAUGGAAAACCAGCCAUUGAAUAUUUAAGUCUGACAUUUAAAUACCACCAUAUUUAUCUGGUUUGAAUUUGCUUCUUUGAAACUUCUUAAACUGUAUUUGUGAUAAAUAUCAACGUCCUGGAUGUGCAAACUUUAAAUUCACUGAUGCAAUUUUAGCAGCUGCUGUAGUUCAUUAUUUUUAAACCAAACUCAAAUGUGUUUAUCAGAGUUUAACAUUUAAAAUUAUAAUAUAUAUAUAACGGUUCCACUUUAAAAUCUCAAAGGUAAUUUUAAACUUUCAUCAAGGUAACAGUGCGUUUCAUUUGGGUGCAUGUGUCAAAACCUCCUAAACUAUGAAGGAAUCCUAACUGGGUUGAAGACUACAACUCCCAUUAUCCUCACUUCUUCACCGCGACAACAAACACAAGUCUACAAUUCCCAAUCCCACACUGCUUCACCACCACAACAAACUGUCUGUAGUAAUUGUGUGGCUAAUGCCCACUACUAUUUAAAUUUCUUCAAGUCAGGCCCUUGUUUAAAAACACAUGAAGUCUGAUUAUUUUCAAAAUUAAACAUUAUUUAGUUACUUAUGACUUGACUUUAUGGUUUUCUGCUUCUUUGAAAUCCACAGAUGUGGUUAUGUUUUAAUGCUAUUUUUUAACAGGACACAUCCACAUGGCCAUUUAACGUUUUAAAGUUGCAGUGCAUCAAACAUUCUGUAGCAGACAGACAUGGUUUUUCUCAAUCACUGCUGCUCCUAUUCAAUUUUUCUGAUUCUCUUUGUUGACGACGUGCUAUAACGCCUUAAUACUGUGGGGGGCGCUCUGUAUCAGGACUACAGGAUCAUCAGGGAUCACUCCUGCAGUAGACUCGUAUCAAAUAUUUGUAUUUUGCUGCAUCUCACAGGAUAAAAAAUAACAUUUAUUUGUUAUGAUGAAAAGUACCUGAAUACCAAAAUGCUGUUUUUUCUACUGCUUAAAAACUAAUAAUAAGAUACAAGCUGACAUGUACAGGAUGUUGUUAUAAUUAUUCUAUUGCUUCAUUUUUUUGAUGACACCAUUCUGGAAAUGGAUUCCAAUGGUCUGUGCGUGUUUUUUGACAAACUGAUAAUAAUUUAAAUGAUUUUUUUACGGUCGAGUUCCUUCUUUAGUCUUUAUAUGAUUUGUGAUAAUGGAGUGAAGUGUUCCUGUGGGUUGUUAUUUGGUAGAAGGAGUAGAUGAUUAAGCUGGACAGAGGUUUCCUGAAGCGUCACAUUUAUUGGAGUGUGUGUGAAGCUGCUCUUGAUCAAGUGACGUCUGAUGAAAUCAGUCUGAUUUUACUGUAGAUGUUGCAUGAAACAGUGAAGUUGUUUAGAUUGUGCUGUAGUUGAACUAGAAUUAAAUUAUGAUGUUUGAAGUCA